UCGGAGCGGGGCGCGGCUGCACCGGCGGCCCGCUGAGGUGAGGGGGGUGUCCUUGCGCUGUGGCAGUUCCGCUGCGUGUGAAAGGCCUGCGUGGGCAGCCUCCUGGUUACCGGCCUGCCUGUUGCACCCUGCCUGCGUGGGGGCUGAGGCACGUGGUGGUUAAGGAGGAGGGGGCUGGUUUUUGAUGCCAGAAGAACAAAGUCAAACUAUAAUGGCAGUUGAUGAACUUCAAGCCAUAAUACAAAGAUGCCAAAUUCUAGAAGAAGCUGAUUUCAAAGGGGAAGAUUUUAAUCUGUUUCAGGUAGCAGGUCAGAAAUGUUUAGAAGAUGGGUAUGCAGCUGAGUUAUUAGAAGUGAUUAAAAAUGAGAAAAAUAAGGUUAUCAUCAAGAAUAUGGGUUGGAACCUCCUGUCUCCUCUUGUUAGAUGUAUUUUCAUGUAUAAACAGGAAGAUGAAAAGCGGGAACACUGUCUGAAGAUAUUAGAUCAGUUAGCACAGUUGUGCUAUCCAAAGGAACUUUUUUUGGGUUUACUUGAGGAGAUUGAGCAGACCUCUCAAGAGCAAGUGUGCCAAACUGUCAUGUUACUGCUUCAGCCUUUGCAGACAGUGCUUUUGAAACUUCAGAACAAGAAGGCCUACUCAGUGGGUAUCUCUUUGGCCAUGAUUAUGAACCAGCUUACUUCCUUACCUGUACCUUAUACAAAACAACAAAUACAAGAAGAUAAACUUGGUCUCUGUCAGUGUUGUAAUGCAGUGGUGGACUUUGCUAAACCUUUUGUGAAUGAAGUUGUUAAAAACAUGGAAAAGUCGUCAGAAGACAAUGAAAUGGAGCUGAAAGAAGAAUUACUAAAAUUCUGUAUGAAAAGCCUGAAAUACCCGUUAUUGACAGCUCAGCUUGAGCAACUUGAAGGCAUUGAAGAACAUCCCUUUCGGCAUUUUGCAAAUGAAAUUGUAGACAUUUUGUGGGCAGUAAGAGAGUUGAUACCAUUAAUGUUUUUACAUCGUAAAGGCAAAAGUCUACACUGGGAGAAUCAGGAGUUUGCAGACAUAGAGAGAGAGAAUUCUGCAGAUUCUUUGGCAUGUCUGUCAUAUCUGAUGUUUGUUCAGCAUUUUGGUAUUGAUCGCUUUCCUGUGGUAUUUAGUCCAUCAUACCUUCUGCAAUGCAAUAUGAUGCAUAUUGAAGUGCUGUUGAAAAGAACAGAAGAAUCUAUGUUAUCUAAAGGACUUGAUUUGUUUGAGAGCUGCUUGUUGAGAAUGGAAGAUAACAGCCUUCUCCAUCAGUAUUUGGAGUUCAGAGAUUUCAUUAACGUACCUCAGGAUUUGGUGAAAGUUAUGACCCUUUGUCCCAUAGAGCAUCUGAGAAAGAAGAGUUUAAAUAUUUUGCAGUUGUUCAUAGACAAAUUUAGUCCAGAGGGAAAAUAUACAUUAUUCAGGUGUUUACUGAAGACAAGCAGCCAUGCUGGUGUGGAAGGAUACAUUAUUAAAAACAUAAAAGAUCAGAUUCACUUAUCACUAACGAAGGCAUGUGACAACAUUUGGUUUACAGGGCAUCACCUGAUCUCCCUUCUAGAUGCAGUGCUUUUCCUUCCAGAAGGAGCUGAGACUGAUCUUCUGCAAAACUCAGAUAGGAUUAUGGCAUCACUAAAUCUACUAAGAUACUUAGUCAUUAAGGAUUGUGAAAGUGAUAAUCAAACUGGUGUAUGGACCACACUUGGCAAGAUUCAGCAAAAUUUUUUAAAACCACUGCAUGUAGGACUCAAUAUGUCAAAAGCUCACUAUGAAGCAGAAAUCAAGAAUAAGAAAGAAAACAGAAGAGAGGCACACAGUUCUAACACAGUUUGUUCUGUAACUGUUGGUGGGGAAAAGAUGCCUCCCAUGACUACUGAAAUGCAGCUUCAGGUUUUACACUCGGCUCUCUUCACAUUUGAUUUAAUAGAAAGUGUUCUAGCUCGAGUAGAAGAACUCAUUGAAGCGAAAAUAAAAGCUGUAACAGAUGAAAAUAGUUGUGUCAGCUGAAGUACUUGAAUUAACACACUUCUUAUAAGAUCAUUUUGACUAUAAAUCUUCAGUUGAAAAGGAGGCUCCCAGCCUCUAAAGAAGAGCAACUUAGAGUGCUCUGCAGAAGAAUCGUAAAUGCUCCUCUUUGUAUUUCUUGCUGCUGUGUUUUUCUCUUGCUAUAGUUGUAUGGGAUUCACAGAGAUGGCCUACUUACUGAAGUACCCCUCUUCAGAACCUAAUGCUUCUUCUUAAGUUUAGAAACUAAAAACAAGGGGUUUUUUGUUUGUAUGCUGUGGCAAGGAGGUAUGGUUGUGCAUUUAUUUUUCUGUUUAUUUUCAAAAUUUGUUAGAUAAUAGCUUUGUGGACUGGUGUUGUGAAUGAUGAAGAUUUUAAUAAAGAGACUGGAGAGCCAUUCAUUAAAAAACACUGUUUAAGCACAA
This is a messenger RNA of Apus apus (common swift), 2436 nucleotides long. RefSeq names its product glomulin, FKBP associated protein (gene GLMN). Gene Ontology annotation, molecular function: ubiquitin-protein transferase inhibitor activity. The record is from RefSeq and is a predicted model, not a curated record. Lineage: Eukaryota; Metazoa; Chordata; Aves; Apodiformes; Apodidae. Gene Ontology annotation, cellular component: cytoplasm. The transcript is spliced from 19 exons. The coding region runs from base 185 to 2014 and encodes 609 amino acids.